This is a messenger RNA of Caenorhabditis bovis, 933 nucleotides long. The record is from the annotation of a GenBank genome assembly. NCBI's taxonomy places the organism in Eukaryota, Metazoa, Nematoda, Chromadorea, Rhabditida, Rhabditidae.
AUGUCGGCUUACGACUUGGCCAAGGAGCUGGAGUCAUUAAAGCUUCAAAUAGCUGAAGACAAGAAUCGUCAAUCGGAUGCGUUCCUGGCGCUGAAAAAGGAAGUUGAGAAAACGAAAUUGGCAAACGCCGAGGUUCACAAUGCUGUAUAUUUGCUCCAAGAAGAGAAGACAAAUCUUCGUAAAGCUGUGCACAAGCUGAAAUUACGCAAUGACAUGAUGCAACGAAAGAUCAACAAGCUGAAGAGUCGCAUUCAGUCUAUUCAAGUUGACGGCGAUGAAUCUUCUGAGGAUGAGAACGAAUAUCUCGAAUAUGAUGAUAUCGGGCGUAAUUUUUAUGCAAUCGGAGGCAGAAACGAUCCAUUGGCGUUCGGAUAUAGUUGCAAAAUCAAGGAUGAAGAUGGACUCGAACACGAGAGCGCAGAACGCUAUUAUUGGUACUUGAUGGCGGAUUACUUCAAGGACACCCAGGCCAAGGAAGCAAUUCGUACCGCUGACAGUUUUGAUAAGGCCAAAAAUGCAAAGAAAAUGAUCUCUGGCUAUGACGAGAAGAAAUGGAAUUCGGUGAAAUAUGCCAAAUACCUUCAAGCUCAACAACGUAAAUUCGAUCAGCUUCGCUCGCUUCGCAACAUUCUCGUGUUGACCGAUAAAGUGUAUUUGGCUGUUUGUCAAGACGAUAAGUAUUUCGGAACAGGAUGGCGCAAGCAACGCGAGGAAGCAAUGAAGCCACUUACCUGGGAUGGUGAGAAUAACGGCGGAAAAGUUUUGAUGAAGCUUCGCAAGGGCUACAUCAAGUCGCAAAAGUGGACCGACGAAAACGAGAUAAUGGAUGCUGAGCAGCGCAUGCGGGACCUGAAAAGAUUUACUUGGCGUCGUGUGAACGCGGAGAAGAAUCCGUCGUCUGGCCGUGCACGUCAACAAAGAUCCAAAGCUUAA